Spea bombifrons (plains spadefoot toad) is the source of this 1461-nucleotide messenger RNA. RefSeq names its product chromosome 5 C1orf35 homolog (gene C5H1orf35). The transcript has 9 exons. The record is from RefSeq and is a predicted model, not a curated record. The coding region runs from base 95 to 1018 and encodes 307 amino acids. Lineage: Eukaryota; Metazoa; Chordata; Amphibia; Anura; Pelobatidae.
CCGUACUGCACGUGCUUCCGGAAGUCACAGCUCUGACGACCCGGGAAAUAAGCAGCCGUGUGGAUUCCGCUUCCUCGUCCCGUGAAGUUUGGCGAUGUUCGGAUCGUCGCGAGGAGGAGUCCGAGGAGGACAAGACCAGUUCAACUGGGAGGAUGUGAAAACCGACAAGCAGCGGGAGAAUUACCUGGGGAACUCCCUUAUGGCCCCAGUUGGAAGGUGGCAGAAGGGCAAAGAUCUGACUUGGUACGCGAAGCAGAAGAACGCUGGGGGUCAGAUGUCGAAGGAGGAAGAGCUGGCGGCGGUGAGACGGGCUGAAGAGGAGGCCAUGAUGGCUGCCCUAGGUUACAAAAAUGUGAAGCGUCAGCCCACAGGUCUCAGCAAGGAGGAAUUUGCUGAAGUCUGCAAGCGGGAAGCCUCAGAAAGAGAUGAGAAGGACGUGGACAGAGUGCUGGGAUUGGGAAGCUCCAGUGUGAGCUCCGGCCGAAUCUCGCUUUCCAAAGAGGACAAAGAAGCAGCAAAAAUGGGAUUUUCCGUCUUCACUCACCUGAAUACCGGAAAGGGAAAGGAGAACCCGCCGGCGGAGAAACAGAACCCGGACCCCGGGGAAGACAAGAAGAGAUCCAGGUCCGAUAGGAAGAAGGCCAAAAAAGAGAAAAAGAAGAAGAAAAAGAAAGAGAAGGAAAAGCUGAAGAAGAGCCGGAGAAGGGACUCCUCUUCCUCCUCCUCUUCAUCAGACGACAGAGAGAGGAGGCGGAAGGCCGACCCCCCCAGAAGUAAUCCAUCAUCGUCCCGGCAGAUAGGAGCCUCCAGGCCUGACAGCCAUUCAUCGGACGACAGGGACGCGCCGAGGCCUCGUAGCUCUCGCUACCUUGACACCCAUUCUUCCCCGCGCCGGCUGGCACGGCCCCCUGCCGAGGAGAGAAGCCCGAGCGGCGACUCGGGGUACAGGAGGAAGAGGAGGAGGUCGGCGUCUCCGCGUGGGGCCAAGCGGCGGCACGACACGGACUCCGACGAUUAAUCGGGGCCGGCGCGCAGUGGGUUAGAUGAUGUAGGAGGUGGGCCGCGGUGGUCUUUAUCAGGGAAGACCACCUUCUGCUUUUAGACUUGUGACCCCGGGACUGCCGAUUAUACACCGUGAAAAAAAAUCUAUGCAAAGGGAAAUCCAUCUCUUAAUUGUAAGCCCUUCUGUUCCGGGGGGUCCCGCCGCGCCGCCCGCGUUGGGUGGGAUUCGCCCGUUAACCCCAGAAGCUGUCAUUUAGCAGCAAGAUGUGGAUUCCACGCCGUGUUAAUUCUGUUAAUUGUUCCUAAAGGCCAGCUGGUUAUUAUUAAUAGUCUAGAACCCGGCACCAUGGAACCUGUAUAGUAGGAACCCUCAGGCACCGGGUGGCAGUUCCGAUACGCGAGCCCUGGGCCAGUGCGAAGGGGAGGUCGGUUUUUAUGCCUAUGGGCCGUGAGCUUUUA